Prorocentrum cordatum is the source of this 366-nucleotide messenger RNA. The record is from the annotation of a GenBank genome assembly. NCBI's taxonomy places the organism in Eukaryota, Dinophyceae, Prorocentrales, Prorocentraceae.
AUGCCACACAAAGGUACGUGCGGAGCAUGUUGUAGCAACAUGGCCUGUUGGAGACUCGGCGCGCAACAUAUUUGGAGUAGACUUGCAUACGUCCAGAAUUUGGAAGACUGCAUGCUCGGCUGUGUAAUAGUAGAGUGUCGACGGAUCUCGGCAGGCUUCCAGACCCUGGAUUCCUUGACCCAAGCUUUCCUGGAGGCGGAUGUCCUGCUCGCGGUCUCGUUCCCCGCGGUUCUCCGCCUGGACACUGCAGCCGGGAGUCCCCGGUUCACGCUGCUGCCUCUGAUCUUGUUUCACGGCAGCCCGACGCCCCGCCGUUUUGUCCACAGUGUCUCACUGUCGCGCUCCGUUGAUGCUUUAAUUUUCUGA